ACGGCUUAUUAAACCUAACUUUAUGACUUCUGCAUAGUGCCAGCAACGCUUGGUGGCAGAUACGUUACAAGACAUAUGUUUGGUUUUGGGACAUAUCCCGUCCCACCAGGAGCAAAGCAACCAGGGGUAUGGUUUGAGCACAAGGCCUAUUUAUAACUUGGCAAACGGGGGGGUUUUGAAUUUAAAGCCACAUCGCCUCCAUUGGCCGUGAACCAUGAGGACUCACAAGGGCGCGUCGUCACAAAAGACUUCUUCUAAUGUCUGGAAAUCUGUAACUCUAAUUAAAGCCACUUGUUGGUGUGCUUAUCUUAAUUAAGUAGUGAAAUCCAGCCUUUCUCUCUGUCUCCUUCGUCCCUCUCUUAUCUACGCUCCCCUGUUUUCAUAACCCAUGCUAUUUCUGUCCCUCUCUGAGUCAGAGAAGUUCCCAACUUUGAAUGACACAAACAGACAGACCAACUCCCAAUUCAGAGGGACUGGAGUCAAAAACACACGAAAGCCAACUUUGGGGACUUAAAUAAAAUUUAAAAAGCGAGCGUAAUCUGAAGGACAUUACCAAGAUGGAGGACUGUGAGAGCCUGGACUCUGAAAUGACGGAGCUGCAAGCGUUGCAGGAUGAAGCCCUCAGCCAGGAUGAUGAAGACGAAGUGGAAGAGCUGCAUAACAGUCUGCGAGAAGCCGUCCAGGACCACUCUGUGAAGCCCAAGCUCCAGUGCCUCAUGGUGGACCCGUCUUUUUCCAUGGUGACGGUUCAGAGCGAGGACAGCGGUAUCACUUGGGAGACGGCCUCCAGCCGCUGCUCUACACCCUGGGCCUCUGAGGCCAGCUCCACGUCUGAAGCUUACAGCAUGGAGGGCUCUGGAGGCGCGGGGAAGAUCACCAUCGUCUUCGACGAGGACAAGGUAGUCCGUAGGAGGACGAGGUCCGGGGGGAGAAGCAGCAGGUUGGGGGACCGGCUGAGCCGACCUAGUAGUUCCAGGUCCGCUUCGGCUUUGGGUGUAGAGAGACCAGAGAUGGCGGAGGUUUCCCUGCCAAACGUCAAAGAGGAGAAGACGCCAACGAAGGCAGACCUGGAGGAGAUAAAAUCCAAAGAUCAGCAGCUGUUCAGCUUGAUUUCUGAAGGCUAUGAGAUUCUCAACAUCAGAGUGCCGUCCAAACUUCCCACUGUGGACGAGGAGGAGAGUACGGACCUGCAAGACAAUUUGUCUUAUUUGGACCAGACUCCGAAGAUCAGGUCCAGAAACCACCAAGACUGGGAACAACACAGGGACCAGCUGGAAGCAGAGCAAACCCUGGAUGACCCUGAGUCCCCAAAAGACACGUCACAGCCAUUGGCAGAAAAACUGCGUGAGCCUACAACGUCUGAGACAGAGAGCACUGCUGAAAUCGACUACAUUGAAAAGUUCACCCUUUUGGACGUGGCGAUGGCGGCAGAGGAAGCUCCACAGCCGCAGCGUGAGGAAGAGACGCCUCUUCCCAAAGCCCAAACAGAGGAGCGUGAAACUUCAAGGGAGGCAACCGAGGAUGGUGCCUCUGCGUCCGAAGACUCUUUUGUGUUUGUCACAGAUGCUGAUAUAGUGGGAGAGCACCUGGAUGAGGUCUUCUACGGAGAAGCGUCUCCCGUGGAGGUGCAGAAGAAGGAAGGGCCAGAAAGGACGAGGUCAAGACGUGAGAGCCAGCGAUCGAUGAAGGACGGUGGUCUGUCGUUGUUUGAAAGCGAGGAGACCACCCUUACUCCUAUUUUUAUCUCCCCGGGACCUCCCAAGAUCAUUGACCCCAUUCUCCUGGAGGAGCCGACGGCCAUGUCCUUCAUGUACUCGGACCUUUACGAGGACGCCGUCGGGGAGAAGAGGAGAAGUGACGAGGAGCACUCGGAGGCAGAGAGCGUGGCGUCAGAGAAAUCCUACAGGAGGCGGCUGUCGGAUUCAGAGGAGGCCGACGGAUACCUGGAGAAGUUCAGGCUGAAAGAUGAAACGCCGACAGUAGACGUUCAGCCGGAGUCAGCGGAGGAUAGGGAUGGGGGGAGGAUGGUGUGGCCACAGAGCAAGUUUGAAUUAACCGGAUGCUUAAUCAGAGCAGAAGAAGAUGAAGAAGAAGAGACGGAAAAGACAAAAACGGACGAACUGAAGACGCAGGAGGUUCCUGAAACGACUAAAGAGAAACAAGAACUUUUAACAGAAACGGAAGAAAAACAACCAUCAGUUCUGGCUCAUGAUGUAGUGUUAAGGGACGCCCAGGAAGAGUUACAUCAGGAGUCCAAACCAGUGGAUCACAUGGAGAGUAAACAGGAGCACCAGGCAGCGGAGCCGGUCGCAGAAAAACCAGCUGAACCUCCCCAGAUGGAAAUCAAAGUAGAUGAAACCUCGCUGGGCAGAGACGAAACGGUCCCAAAGCAAAGUUUUACUGAAACAGAGCUGCCACGUGAGACACAAAGAGAGGCAGAGAGAAUGUCUGAGCAGAUUUCAGCGACACCAGACACCACGGCGUCGACUCAACAUGAGAGCAGAAAGCAGCCUGAACCCACCCCGCUGACAGAAACACCUGAAAGGAGUGUGUCUGAAGAAGGACCGCCUGUUGAGUCGAAGAUGGAGGCCGCUGAUGAGAAACUUCCAUCUGAGGCAGACGUAACAGAACCUGGAAACGCAGCGCUCCUCUCAUCUGAACCCCUCUCAGAAUCAAAGGGAUCCUCUGAAGCAUCUGGGGACAAAGGAGCACCUCCUGAAGAUGUGGCUCCUCCUGAAGCCGUCGCUGACUGUGACUGUGCAGUGCAAACAGUGGAGGAGUUGAUGGAGAAAGCAGCGAAUGAAGAAGAGAUCCAGGCCCAGGUUAAAACUGACAUACAGGAGGCCACAGAGGCGAUAGUGCUUGUUCCUGAGGCAGAGGGACAUCACAAGCCGCUGAUAGAGGAACCUUCUGAGGAGAGUAAGGCUGCAGCCACUGAUCAGGGGUCAAGAGUUAAAACGGAGGCUUCAGGGGAAAUAACCGAACCUCCAGAGCCCAAACCCAUCGCUUUGGACUCAGCUGACAAACAUCAACAGAUGCAGCAAGAAGAGACAACUGACUGUGAAUCAGACAACCUAAAACAAGCAGCAGAAACCGAAUCUAGGACGUUUGCAGACGACAUUGAGACCUUUGUGCAGGACGCAGUGAACGUAGGGGAUGAGAUGAUCCUCCUAGUUCCCAAAGGACAGGCCGUGGAGAUGGACAUACAGAUCGAUCAGUGGUCCGAGGACAUUAUUAAAGAGGCAGCGUCACCUCUGGAACCUGGCAUCUCAUCUGAGGUCCAGGUACCUGUGCCUCAAGUGCAGGAAGCGCCGAUGGUUGCAGAAAAGGAAGAAGAACUUCCCAGUAAUGCAUUCGACUCGGAGGCUUUAACGCCUGGAGGAGAAGCCGGCACAGAGGACCUGGAGACUGAUCAGGACGAGCUCGUCUUGUCUCCGCUGAGAAACUUCCCUCCCCAGGAGGAUUUAUCUGAGCUUCAGGGAGAUGACGCACAUGCAGAAGAAUCGGGACAAAAAUCAGACAUCCAGGAGAUGGAGGGCGGACCAGAAGUAAACCUACUUAAAGAGGACGCAGCACCGUACCUCGAUCUGCACAGCGAGGAUGUGGAACAAAUUAAGGAGCAAAGUGAGACAGUUUUAGACGCUGGAGAAGAAGCGAUGAUUGAUCUUGGGUAUGAAGUGAUUGGCGUGGAAGAUGCAAAAGGUCUGCUUGAAUCUGAGAUCCAGAGAGAAGACGAAGAACAGGAUGGGUCCCAUCAGGGGCCUGGGGAGAAGAUGGAGUCAGAGGGAGAGAAGGAGGAGUUUGAUGAGGCAGAUUAUGAAAUUAUUGAUGCAGAAGAGGAGAGUCAGGCCCGUCUGGCUGCUGAGCUGCAGGGCAUGGACUGGUUCUGUAACACCUGUGGCUGUCUGCUGUCAGAGGAGGGGUGCAGGUCUGCAGAGCAUCACGGCCACCAGGUCUGCUUGGUGGAAAAGGCCUAUGAGGACGCCAAGGAGACCCUGGGCGGCUGGAUCUCAGAGCUUCAAGCCAGAUCAGAGAACAUCGAGGACUUGGUUUCUGAGCUGGAGCUGGCCUAUAAUUCGGUAGAGGACCAGUUCGCGGAGAGCGAGGCGGCCAUGUGCGCGCAGAACGAGGAGGUGGUGGCUCUGGUGAUGGAGCAGUACAACGGCAUGUCUGUCAGCAUGGAGGAGGAGAAGAAAGCCAAGCUGGAGCAGCUCUACGACAAGAUCGUUUGCUACCAGGAGAACAUCGACUCGGCCAAAACCACACUGGAGACAACGGCCCGAGAGGCAGAGACGGACGCCAGGACACCAGAGGACAUUCAAGCAAGACUCCAAACUGCUCUGGACGCCACCGUGUCGCUGGAGGCAGGUCCAAAGGGCCUGCUGGUGUUCGAGGACUACACCAAGGCCAACUCCUCAAGCUCAAACCUCACACGCCGCAAAGGGAUUCCAGUGCCCCAAAGGCCCAUCCUGCAGCCCCAGGAGCGCGGCUCCGCCUCCAGCGCCAGCGUCACCGUUUACUGGAAGGUCAAUCCAGGAGACAUCAUAGACUGCUUCCAGGUCUACUGCAUGGAGGAUCCUCAAGGAGCCGUGUCAGAGGAGUACCGCGUGACGGUGAAGGAGAGCUACUGCGUCCUGGAGGAGCUGGAGCCUGACAGGAAGUACAAGGUGUGGGUGAUGGCCGUCAACUACACCGGCUGCUCUCUGCCCAGCGAGAGACUCCUCUUCAGAACGGCUCCAUCUGUGCCGGCGAUCGACACGGAGCGCUGCAGCGUCAUGUGGGACUCGGCCACGCUGAGGUGGCGCUCACCGAAGCCGUCUCCGGGACUGAGUUACACCUUGGAGUACUGCCGACAGUAUGAGCUGGAAGGAGAGGGACUCAGAUCCAUCUCGGGAAUUAAAUUGUGCGAGCAGAAGGUUGUCCUGCAGCCGAAUGAGAACUACCUGUUUUACAUCAAAGCGGUGAACGAGGCCGGCGCCAGUGAGCAGAGCGAGGCUGCCCUCGUUUCUACAAAAGGGACGAGAUUCCAGCUGUUGAAAUCCUCAGCUCACCCUGCUCUGAAGCUGUCAGACGAUUCCACCACCCUGCAGUUCUCCCAGGAUGCCGGCCCACCCGCUCACAAGGAGUGUCCAUCCAUCCUGGGUGAGGCGCUGCCGCCACGAGGGCUCCACUACUGGGAGGCAGCUGUGUCAGACAGUCCAGCUUACAGGCUUGGAGUAACGUGCAGUGCAGAUAAUCUGAGCGGCUCGCUUGGAGAAAACAGCUUCUCGUGGUGCUUGCAGUGUACUCCUGGACCGUCAGGCCGUACGUAUCAGCUCCUCCACAACGACGCCCGGUCCUCUGUGUUUGUGACCGAGACGCCUGAGCGAGUGGGAACCUUCCUGGAUCACCAGCGUGGCCGCCUGUCUUUCUACAACGCCCGCAGUGGCCAGUUGUUGGCCACCUUCAGCCAGCGCUUCAGCCGGCCCUGCCACCCUGCUCUGGCCCUGGAGCAGCCGGGCAGCAUGCAGGUCUGCUGGGUGCCGGACGUGCCGGAGUUCACGAAGUAGAGCCAGCUCUGACACUUCCCUCGCUCACUGUAGGGGUUUGCUAAAAACACUGGACGUGUGUUGGUUUCAUGCGGUCUUAAGUUGUAAUGAUUAAAAUGGCCGCUGGUGGAGAACAGUGUUAGAAACCCCGAUCGUGAAUCUGUGGUUUCACCAAAAACGCCUUGAUCACGGCUUCAUUUUGAAAGUAGUCUCUUUGAAAUAAUCUAAUUUAAAUGCAGUUAUACUAUAAAAUAGAAGUUUAAAAAAUAACUUGUAAACUCCCCUUCACACCUCAACACGACAGGGUGGUCUUCUGUCCUACAACAAGAACUUGUUAUGUGGUGCGCUCUAUAAUGCAGGAUGGAGCGCGAGAGAUCUGACACUGUUUUGAGCAUGCUCAGAUCUUGUGUGGUGAGAUAGCAGUGGGUCCUUGUCAUAGUGACGACUUAUCUAGGCACCGCAUGGAGAAGCCUGGCACAGCAGUGGGGCUUAUCCACAAGGUAUGGCCCAGACUGACCUAGAUGGCCAUCAGAGAUUUCAGAGGAGGGCUUCUCCCAUAGGCCAAAACCAGGAUGACAACAAACAUCUUGAAAUGAACAUUUCACACUCUGAGAAACAAAAACUCAAACCAUCCUUCAGGCUUCUUGUGUGUAGAGAUCAGUAUGUGCCGUACGCUUUAGGGCUAACAGCUGGGGAGAAGCACACACACCUCCAAAUUGCACAUAUGGAGGGUGCUUGAUGACAGAGUUCGUAAGGAUGCAGUUCAAAUUCAUAAUGCAGUUGUCAUAUGCCUAAAGAGAAGUCGCCGUCAUAUUCAGCAAUGAAGAAGGAUGGGGAGGGGAAAUAUAUCAACCAUUGGAUCUGAGAAUUUAUUUUAUGACGACACCAUGGUUGCAGCAUGACAUGUAAAAUACACCUUCAGGCUACAGAACCUUCAGUCCAGUCUGAUUAGUUAAAAACCACAGAUUUUGGAUUUAUGACCAUAGUUCCCUCUGACUGCAAUGACAAAGUAAAACUGUCUUCCACUGCAUCCUUUAAAGAUACUGGUGAUAAACUAAAAAAUAUUGAUGCUUUUCCUCCUCUAAAGAAAGACUCAAACUGAUGGUGGAGGUGCAGAAACCUCUCAUUUCUAUUGGUGCAUUUAACAGAUUGUGAUGAAACCUAGUGCAGAUGUUACAACUGUGGUAAUACGAUAGUAAAAAAGUACUUUGCCCUCUGAAUUCCUGAUUUGCUGUAAUCCAGCAAUGUUCAAAUAGUUUCUGAGAUUCUGGACGCCGUGGGGUGGUCUCAAUUCAGUGUUUCAACCAAAAACAUAGAACAAGCACUAAACAACUAGGAUUCACAUCUGAUUUUCUUGAUUUGUUUUGUUCUUUCAAGAGACAACUAAAAUGCUGUGGAUAUUUGUAUAAUGAUUGAUUUAUGUUAUUAGUGCUUUGUACUGUUUUUAAACGGUUUUAUAGUUUUCCGUGUGUCUUAUGAUUAGGCAGACUUGCUUUAAAUCAUUGAACAGAAGUCAAACUCCUUUUGUGUUUUUGUAUCUUGUCCCUAAACAAUUAGUUCAGGUGCUCUCUCCUCAUAUUCUAAACGUGGGUUUAUAUCUUCAAGCAGACUGUAGCACCUUUCAAACUGUUUCAUACUGUGAAUAGUUUUUUUUUUUUUGUAAAUAACAUUUUUAAACAGAAGUGAUGUCAGUGCUGUUUUUUUUUUUUAAGUUUUAUUUUUCUUAUCUUGUUCAAUGGUUUUCCUGUCUGAAAAUCCUGAUUGUUUUCCAUCCAAAAAGAAAUCACAAAUGUUUUGUUGGUUUAACACAGUUUCGCCGCUAGAGGGCGUCUGCGUUCCAUCUGCUGUAAUGCUGUUUUCCUGUACAUUGUUCCUGGAAAUCUCCUGCACAAAAUGAAAUAAAACCAGGCCUGAACUCAC
Molecule: messenger RNA, 7448 nt
Organism: Fundulus heteroclitus (mummichog)
Lineage: Eukaryota; Metazoa; Chordata; Actinopteri; Cyprinodontiformes; Fundulidae
Gene: cmya5
Product: cardiomyopathy associated 5
Exons: 14
Coding region: 558-5549 (1663 amino acids)
Molecular function (GO): protein binding
Source: RefSeq, a predicted model, not a curated record